CGUUUCCCGCCGGCCGGGCCCGCGCGCUGCCGGAACGCCGUGAGUCGGGGACGAGUUUCCGGUGGAAGUGCUGGCGGAGGCGGAAAAAGGCGGCGGCGGCCGCGAUGGCUUUGCCCGGUGCCCCCGCUCCGACCUCGGCUCCGGCCGCGGUCCAGGCGCCGCCGCCGCCCCCCACAGUGUUGAUGACGGUUCGGGCGGGGCUGGCGCAGGCCUCUCGCCUCCCGCCGCUGCCUGCCGCCGCCGCGCUCCGCCUGCAGCUCAGUGUUGAACCGGAGGUCGGCGGUCAGCGCCGCUUCCGACUCGGCCUGCGGCACCCGGAGGCGGCCGGCGGCGCGCUGAUCGCCGAGUACGACCUGCGGGACGUCUCGUACCGGGUGCGGGGCCCCACCAGCCACGAGCUCUCUGUCCCUGGCUCCUCAGAGCCUCCCUUGGGCUUCACCUUCCCCGAGGAGCGGGAGGCCCAGCGCUGGUGGACCAUCGUCAGCAGCUCCCUGCGGGAGGUGCAGAAAGCUUCCGACUCUGCGCUGCCAGCCCCAGCCCCAUCGCUGCCUGCUGCUGCCGGGGGUGCCUCAGGGGAUCAGGAUCCAGACACAGCUCUGGCCUUGGAGCUUUCCCAGACAGAGGACCUGGCCCUGCAGCUCUCCCGGGCCAUCGAGCUGGGUGCCGAGGAGGAGGCCUCGCGCUGCGCCGUGGCCCUGGCUCGCCGGCAGGCCACCCUCAGCAUCCUCCUGAAGGAGUCCAACUAUCCCCCGGAGGAGAUCAGCAUGAAGGUGGGGGUGGAGGACGCCACCUCCUCGGCCAGCAUCACCAUCAUGGUCCAUCCCCACACCACCAUCGCGGCGCUCAAGCAGCAGGUGUUCCAGGACUACGGGUUCCACCCGCUGGUGCAGCGCUGGAUCAUCGGGCAGUGCCUGUGCGUGGACGAGCGCACCGUGGGCUCCUACGGCGUGCGGCGGGACGGCGACGCCGCCUUCCUCUACCUGCUGGCGGCGGAGGUGGCCGACCUCAGCCGCUGGCGCUACGAGGAGGACCUGGCCCAGCUCAGCGCCGCCUCCCUGCCCCACGACGGCCCCGGGGCGGGGCGCAGAUACAGCACCCUGCCCGGCGCGGCCGCGCACAAAGCUCCCAAGUGGUUUCUUCAUGAUGGAGCAGACCCAGUGUCCUCCAUCUUUGGCAGCCACCACAUGCUGGCAACCCCUGUGCUGCCAAACAUGCUUGGGAAGAGCAAUCCUGGUCUUCCUGGUCCUCCUUUCACCACAGGCUCAGGCAGUGAGGCCAGCCGCAGGAUGAGCAUCCAGGAGAUCAGCCAGCACCUGGACACGCUGCAGCUGGGCGACGCUGCCGCUGCCCAGCCGCCGCCUGCCCCGCGCCUGCCCUCGCCCGUGCAGGCAGGUUGGUCGUGCCCGAAGUGCACCUUCAUCAACAAGCCCACGCGGCCGGGCUGCGAGAUGUGCAGCGGCGCCCGGCCCGACGACUACGUGGUGCCCGGCGGCUACACCCCGGACGAGACCGAGCUCUGGAGGAUGCAGCAGGAGCAGGAGGGCAUCCGGCAGUACCAGCAGGCACUGGAGGCCGAGCGGCUGAACAACUUCCAGCAGCUGCUGCGGCUGGAGGAGGAGGUGCUGGUGACCAACCGGGAGGUGCUGGAGUGUCUCAUCUGCUUCCAGCAGGUGCCCCCGGGCCAGGGGGUGCUGCUGAGGGAGUGUCUGCACAACUUCUGCAGGGAGUGCCUGCGGCAGGUGAUCAGCUACAGCGAGGAGCCGCUGGUGGCCUGUCCCUUCCGCGACGACUCCUACGCCUGCAGCAGCCACCUCCAGGAGCGCGAGAUCCGGGCGCUGGUGUCCCCAGCCGAGUACCGGCGCUUCCUGGAGCGGGGCCUGGCGCUGGCCGAGCGCCGCAGCCCCAACAGCUUCCACUGCCGGAGCGCCGACUGCCGCGGCUGGUGCAUCUACGAGGACUCCGUCAACGAGUUCCGCUGCCCCAUCUGCCAGGCCCUCAACUGCCUGCUCUGCAAGGCCAUCCACGAGGGCAGGAACUGCCGGCAGUACCAGGACGACCUGCAGGCGCGGGCACAGAACGACGCCGCCGCCCGGCAGACCAGCGACAUGCUGCAGACGCUGGUGCAGCUGGGGGAGGCCAUGCACUGCCCCACCUGCCUCAUCAUCGUGCAGAAGAAGGAUGGCUGCGACUGGAUCCGCUGCACCGUCUGCCAGACCGAGAUCUGCUGGGUCACCAAGGGCCCGCGCUGGGGACCGGGGGGUCCUGGGGACACCAGUGGUGGGUGUCGCUGCAACGUUAACGGGCAGAGGUGCCACCCCCAGUGCCAAAAUUGCCACUGAGGCCCCCACAGCGACAAGGGACCUCCUGGGGGGUACCCAGCAGCAGAGCCAACCAGGGCUGGGAGCCACUCUCCUGACACAGAAGCAAGGGCCCAGCCUCGGGCACAGCCGGUGCCACAGCCCAAGGACACUUCUGUUCGCAGCCAGGGAAGGAGAAGAGAGAGAUGAGGUGAUGAGGAGGGACACGGGGCACCCAGAUGCCACCCCGGUGCCACAGUGCCCUGCAUCAGUGCCACACAGGGACAGA
This is a messenger RNA of Dryobates pubescens (Downy woodpecker), 2586 nucleotides long. RefSeq names its product SHANK associated RH domain interactor (gene SHARPIN). Gene Ontology annotation, molecular function: ubiquitin binding; ubiquitin-protein transferase activity. Lineage: Eukaryota; Metazoa; Chordata; Aves; Piciformes; Picidae. The record is from RefSeq and is a predicted model, not a curated record. Gene Ontology annotation, cellular component: LUBAC complex. Gene Ontology annotation, biological process: protein linear polyubiquitination; proteasome-mediated ubiquitin-dependent protein catabolic process; positive regulation of canonical NF-kappaB signal transduction. The transcript is spliced from 15 exons. The coding region runs from base 105 to 2339 and encodes 744 amino acids.